Messenger RNA from Vanderwaltozyma polyspora DSM 70294, 2292 nucleotides. RefSeq names its product AAA family ATPase SEC18 (gene SEC18). The coding region runs from base 1 to 2292 and encodes 763 amino acids. Gene Ontology annotation, cellular component: Golgi stack. Gene Ontology annotation, molecular function: ATP hydrolysis activity; ATP binding. The record is from RefSeq and is a predicted model, not a curated record. Gene Ontology annotation, biological process: SNARE complex disassembly; intra-Golgi vesicle-mediated transport; Golgi to plasma membrane protein transport. The transcript has a single exon. Lineage: Eukaryota; Fungi; Ascomycota; Saccharomycetes; Saccharomycetales; Saccharomycetaceae.
AUGAAUAUGGAUAGAUUUAAAUUACCAUCAUUUGGUAAAGCAACAGCUACUCACCAUCCUCCAGAUAUGUCUAAUGUCGAUACGAGACCUAAAAAGUUAAUGGUUGCUAAUUCCCCUAACAAUUCAUAUGCAUUAGCUAAUGUUAUAGCAGUUCAUCCUUCAGAUUUCCAAGAUAAUAUUUAUAUCUUGAUUGAUAACUUAUUUGUUUUCACCACUAGACAUGCUGCUGAUAUCCAACCUGGUACUAUUGGUUUGAAUGGUAAUCAACGUACUUGGGGUGGUUGGUCUUUGAACCAAGAAAUUCAAGCUAGAGGGUUUGAUUUAUUCAAAUAUUCUGGGAAACAUUCUUAUUUGGGUACUAUGGAUAUGGAAAUUUCAUUUAGAACUAGAGGAAAAGCUGUUAAUACGCCAUUCGAUCAAGAUGAAUUGGCUUUGCAUUUUGCGAAGACAUUUGAAUCGCAAAUUUUUAGUCCUACUCAAUACCUAAUAUUUGAAUUCAAAGGUUUCAUUUUUGAUAUUAAUAUUAGAAAUAUCCAAUCCAUUGAUCUAGGUGAUGUUGAUCCAGUAGCACCAAUUUCCACAGGUAUCGAAACAAAGGGUAUUCUUACUAAACAAACCCAAUUGAAUUUCUUCAAAGGUAGAGAUGGCUUAGUUAACUUGAAAUCAAAUAAUUCUUUAAGGCCAAGAUCGGAUGCUGUUAUUAGAUCAGAUUUCAAAUUUGAAGACUUGGGUGUUGGUGGUUUAGAUAAAGAGUUUACCAAGAUUUUUAGAAGAGCAUUCGCUAGUAGAAUUUUCCCUCCUGCUGUUAUUGAAAAAUUAGGUAUCUCCCACGUCAAGGGUUUAUUGUUAUAUGGUCCACCAGGUACAGGUAAAACCUUGAUUGCCAGAAAAAUUGGUACUAUGUUGAAUGCUAAAGAACCAAAAAUUGUUAAUGGUCCAGAAAUUUUAAGUAAGUAUGUUGGUUCUUCUGAAGAAAAUAUUCGUAAUCUAUUCAAAGAUGCUGAAGCUGAAUAUAGAGCAAAAGGUGAAGAAUCAUCAUUGCAUAUUAUUAUCUUUGAUGAAUUGGAUUCUGUAUUUAAACAAAGAGGUUCAAGAGGUGAUGGUACAGGUGUUGGUGAUAAUGUAGUUAACCAAUUGUUAGCUAAAAUGGAUGGUGUUGAUCAAUUGAAUAAUAUUCUAGUUAUUGGUAUGACUAAUCGUAAAGAUUUGAUCGAUAGUGCCUUAUUACGUCCUGGUAGAUUUGAAGUUCAAGUAGAAAUUCAUUUACCUGAUGAGAAGGGUAGAGUUCAAAUUUUUGAAAUUCAAACUAAAAAGAUGAGAGAAAACAAUAUGAUGGAUAAAGAUGUAAAUUUACAGGAAUUAGCUGCAUUAACCAAGAAUUUUUCAGGUGCUGAAAUUGAAGGUUUGGUUAAGAGUGCAAGUUCUUUUGCCAUUAACAAGACUGUUAAUAUUGGUCAAGGUUCAACUAAGCUAAAUCAAAAAGAUAUCGCUAAAUUGAAGGUCACUAGAGAAGAUUUCUUGAAUUCCUUGAAUGAAGUGACACCAGCAUUCGGUAUUAGUGAAGAAGAUUUAAAGACAUGUGUUGAAGGUGGUAUUAUAAGAUAUUCAGAGAAAGUUGAUGCUAUCUUGAAACAUGGUGAAAGAUAUGUACGUCAAGUCAGUGAGAGUGAUAAAUCACGUCUGGUUUCACUAUUAAUUCAUGGUCCGGCUGGUUCUGGUAAAACUGCUUUAGCCGCUGCUAUUGCCCUACAAUCUCAAUUUCCAUUUAUUAGAUUGAUAUCUCCAAAUGAAUUAUCAGGUAUGUCAGAAAGUGCAAAGAUUGCGUAUAUUGACAAUACUUUCAGGGAUGCUUAUAAAUCACCUUUGAAUAUCUUGGUUAUUGAUUCUAUUGAAACUUUAGUUGAUUGGGUUCCAAUCGGUCCAAGAUUCUCUAACAACAUUUUACAGGUAUUAAAAGUUGCUUUGAAACGUAAACCUCCACAAGACCGUAGACUAUUAAUCAUGACUACAACAUCCACGUAUUCUGUUCUGCAACAAAUGGACAUUAUGGGUUGUUUUGACAAUGAAAUUGCUAUACCUAACAUGACUUCAUAUGAUGAAUUUAACAAGGUAAUGGUUGACUCUGGUUUCUUAGAUGACAACGGAAGAGUUGCUGUUGUCAAUCAAUUAUCUUCUGUAUGUCCGCAAUUUAACUGUGGUAUCAAGAAAGCUUUAACUAACAUUGAAACUGCAAGACAUGAUGAAGAUCCAGUUAAUGAGAUUAUUGAAUUAAUGGCAAAUUCUAGCGCUUAA